Lytechinus variegatus (green sea urchin) is the source of this 4225-nucleotide messenger RNA. RefSeq lists its product as uncharacterized. The transcript has 2 exons. The record is from RefSeq and is a predicted model, not a curated record. The coding region runs from base 289 to 1431 and encodes 380 amino acids. Lineage: Eukaryota; Metazoa; Echinodermata; Echinoidea; Temnopleuroida; Toxopneustidae.
GCUCUGUGUCAUGUGUGUGUGCGUGAACCCUUGAACGAAUUUUAGUGUAUAGGCACAAAGCAUUAGUAACAAAACACCUGUUGAGUUCAAACUAGCACGCGAUCAUUAGUUUAUCCGCACUUGACAUUAGCAACCUCGGCUCAUAGAGACAAAAUAUUGUCUGAUAUCUCUGUCCCUCAAUACCAAACGAUACUGAUUCUUCGGCAGCAUAUUCGUAGGGAGAAAAUCAUUAAAAUGGAUAAUUUGAUAAUCUGAUCAUCUUGCACCGUGAGGUGAGCGGAGGCCACCAUGUCCCAUCUACGCUCGGAAAUAUCCAAUAUUCUUAACAUUGACGGGAUGUUUGCUUCUGGUGGAAACUACCCAAGAGCAAAGACUAUGCAGGAGACGGAUGUCCAUAAACCCGUGUCUGACCCGGGGCCUUUCACACCAAGAGACCCACUUCUACCGGGUAUCCCGCAACCCUUCGCUGUCAUCAGUGAACAUUGGUCGGAUAGGCUACAUCUCCCGCUCUAUGACGACAAUGACAUCUUCAGUUUUGGCAAGGUCUACGAGGACGCCAUGUACAAGUUGGUUCACAAACAUCUGGAGCUGGACACCCAUGACCGCUUCGCGUACGUCGGCAACAGCAAAGGCAGCUUCGCGGAAAAGCUCAAGGAAAAGUUCUGCUUACUUCAACCCAUGGUUAACAUAUACCCCGGGUUAAUACACUACGAGGAAACCAGCAACCAGAGAAUGUUGCCCUUUAAGAUCAAGCACGUCGGCGCUGAAGAAUACUUCCGACAGCUGUCGUUGGAUUUAGAAGAAGGUAAGAAAGAUGCGCCGUUUGACAAGAUGAUGCUGAAAGACGCCAGUGAACAUUUUACGAAUCCAGCGGUGACAUUUGCGCAUAUAAUGAGAACAAUCUCUUCCUUAGGGAAAGUCUUAAUUGUUCACCGACCGGGACCAAUGAAUACAUUACCUUUGUUUUCAGCAGCAAAUAAACGACUAACCGAAGAAGAUAACGACGAACCGUAUACGAAACUUAUCAAAAACUUGCAGCAAAUCCGAGUCGACGUUCGAUGGGAGAUCGAGACGCUGCCAAUCGUCAUGCCGAAAGCAAAAUGGUUAGCAAUGCUACAGAAAAAGUUCCCACCACAGAUGGAGAUUGCGAGUCAGGGGCAAGUGCAACAGGGUGUACGCGAAUUGACAGAAGGGAUGUUGAAAUACGCGGGAGAAACAGUCGAAUUUUAUGACCGUCUGCUCUUCAUCACCGCCUGUCAUCCGAUGGUCGAUUGCGGAUACCCGAGUGUCCAGAGAAGCGGUGCUGCUGCAACGCAACCGUAUCCGGGAUUGCUGAAUCAGAAAUACACCUUGACCGUCACGCCGGAUAUCUAUAAACAUUUACGAGAGUUGGAGAAGAAACCGGCUGAAAAGAAGAAGAUUAUUAGGUGAUGAUGUGCCUGUCUGAUUAUUCCCUUUAUUUAGUGCCAUAGCAAAUAUAUGUGAUCAAUUCAAAUGAAUGAAACGGAGAGAAAUUGCAGAUUGAAAUCAUUGAUGUCAACUUUCACAUGAAAAACUAUGCGAGUAGACAAUACCACAAAGAAUUAUCAAGAAUUAAAAAUAUUGCAAAAUUGUUUUUCAUUCGAGUUUCAUACAGAUGUAUGAUAUUCUAUAGUUGUAAACGCUUAGAUUGAUUAUAUCACAGGAAUGAACUGUUUUCUGUCUAAGAGAGAAGAGCAUUGAUUGAAAACAAUUUUAUUGAGGACUCUGUAACAUUAAGUUAAUCAUUGAUCUUUGGGCUGGUUGUACACAAUAAUCAAUGUAAAAUCAAUCGUAGAAAUCAUCCCACUGUCGACCAACUAGAUUCAUGUUAAGUGGCACUGCAUGCAUGGCCUUUCUGGCAUAGCAGCAACAACUGUAUUUAAAGCGAUACCGUCACGCAAGCAUUAUCCAUUUUCACUGACAGCAAAAAAAAAAUCCAUACUGGUGAAUGCAAUUAUUCUGAUCAUGUCGCCUAGCACAAACCUAUUUUGGGUUAUUAGAAGGCAAUGGUCUAUUGGAUACAACCUUGAAUGAGUAUAGUAAUGUUUGCAGUCAUUAAUGACAGUUGAUGCCCUUUACCAGGCAACUUCCCCGAGUGAAAGUGAACAUCUGCUGUUCGCGGUUAAUCAAUAAUCGAUACAGAGAAUGGGAUUGAUUUUAGUGAUCGAAGAAUGCUUUGAUUCAUAUGUCAAAGAGAUCUAAGGUCUUCUUUGUGGAUAGGAAAGAUCUACUUUUGGGAUAAAAACAAUACACAUGUAUAUUGGCGUUAGCAGAAUGACAAUGAUGUGAUGUAAUAUGGAAUGUAUCAGGAGAAACAAUAGGUAACCACUCACAGGCUCACAAAUUGAAAAAAAAGUUAACUCAUAAGUCCAACAAAGAAAUGAGAGUUCAAAUGUUUUCUACUUAACGAAACACUGUAGUACAUUUUAGGGCGAAAUCAUGCACCCUAAAUCAGUGUGAAAAAGGUGAAAACUUGAAUUUGCGAAGAAUUUGCAUUUCGCAGAUACUCCAAGGCUGGGGUGACGGCCGACUAUAUAAAAAGAUGAAAAAAUUUACCGUUUGGAAUAUUGUUUACACUCUAUAAAAUGCCCACUUGUAUUUAAUCUCAGCACCUUUAAGCAUGUUUAGGGUGCAGCUUUCUCCAUCAUUAAAUGUGCAUAAAUGUCUGCACACGCAUUUGCACCUGCCGGUGUGCUGCUUUUGUGCAUUUAAUACUCCUAUGUUUGAAACUUGAAUGCCAAUUACUGUAAUUUGUUUCUUAAAAAAAGGAAUCCCACGCCCCAUGUUUAUGAAGAUAUCAAGUCUAUGUUAGACCUUUCGUUGCUGUUGUCUGAAAUGAAAAUUGCCUCCAUGCACUAUAAUCAUUUAAAAACUACGCAGGGCGUCAUCUAACGUUUCCAACUAAUAUUCUUCUAUUAGUCAUUCAUGAAAAAAGGGCCAAUUUGUAUUUUAAUAUUUAUUAUUGCCCCAUCUGAUUGGAACCGUUGAAGAUUCUUCAAAGGGUCAGUAAAAAGGUCUAAGCAAAGAGUUAUUUUUACAUCAGUAGGUCCUAUUUUCUCUACAAGUAAUGUCUCCACCAGGUUUGCGGUUCAUGAGACAUGUGAAUAUUUUUUUUAUAUAUUUAUUCUGAAAGUUAUAAGAAGGGCAUUGCAUGUUUUAAAACGCAACCAUUUUCUAAAUAUAAGUUUAAUUUAUUUGUGGUAGUGUUGCUUGAAUUCUUUUGUAAUCUAUGUAAAAGAAGUUGUCUAUCAUUUUGUUCAGAUAGUUUGGUUUAUUGUACGAACAUUGUGCAAUUACAAUCCGUCCAAUAAUUUUCUAAAAAACAAAGAGAUUGUAUUUACCUGUAUUUCAAUGUCGAUAAUUUCAUUGGUGUACAAUACAUGUUGCUAUAAGUAAAAUACCAAGGGUUAACUUGGUCUAAUUUAGCAAGCAUGCAACUUUGGAGGGAAUAUCAAGCUCGAUGUCAAUUUUUAAGUUUGUUUACAAGUAAAAUUGAAUACAUUAAGUUAGACAUGUUUCAGAUGAAUCAAUAUUAUCUGUAUAGAUAGUUUUAUUUAUUUCUCCAAUUUGAUAUGGAACUGUAAUUAUUACAUGAUGGUCUAAUGCAAAUAUGCAUUCUAUUCCAUUCAAACCUUGAAUUAUUUUGAUCAAAUUAAUUGUAAUCCAGUAUUCGUCUUGUGCAAUCUAUAUUGAACUGUGUGUGCGUGAAAAAUAUAUAAAGCAAUUUUGUAUAUUUGUCUUGUAUUUUCCCCGUUAUACCUUCUUUCAGAAGAGUUUUUUUUUUUUUUUUUACAUAUUAUGCUUCUGUGAUCUAUAGUUGCAGCUCUACUUAAAGAAUUUCUCAUUGUAACAAAAUCAUGAAAAUCACCUAUUUAAAGUUGGGAUUAGAAAAUGUGAAUUUAAAAUGCUUGUAAUGCAUCAUAAAAAAUAACUCCGCAAGCACGUCAGCAAUAAAGCAGUUUGGGUGUCCUUACAGGGUAACCCGGACUCAAAAUGAUUAUAAAAUAUUUAUGUAAAAGGCCCCUCGAUGUUGUUCUUUUUCUUAUAUGGAAAAAAUGGGGCUCGUUGAGAAUGUGUUUAAACUUAAUAUGCAAUACAAAAGAAAGCAACCCACAUUCCAUACGAUUAUUUUCUGUUUUCUACUUCAAGAGAUAUUUCAGUAGGUAAUCAUGUGUUUUAUUUAAUAAAGUAAACGAAAAUCAAA